Messenger RNA from Anthonomus grandis grandis, 17435 nucleotides. RefSeq names its product adenylate cyclase type 9-like. The coding region runs from base 436 to 4626 and encodes 1396 amino acids. Lineage: Eukaryota; Metazoa; Arthropoda; Insecta; Coleoptera; Curculionidae. The record is from RefSeq and is a predicted model, not a curated record. The transcript has 11 exons. Gene Ontology annotation, molecular function: adenylate cyclase activity. Gene Ontology annotation, biological process: adenylate cyclase-activating G protein-coupled receptor signaling pathway; intracellular signal transduction; cyclic nucleotide biosynthetic process.
AUCAAAAUAAUAUGUUCAGCUCUGUUUUGAAUGGUCCGGAUUCGCCUUUAUUCCAUAUGUAUUUUUGUAAUUAGCACUUUUUUGUACCUAAUUGCCGCAUUAUUAUUUAAGUUAUUAACCGAGCAAUCAUUCAAUAAGUGCUUUAAUUGAACGCGAAAAGUAUUAGAACCGAAAGUGCUACCGUUUGCUGGCUUACGCGAAUCCCCUAUAAUUUCACUCAAAUUUACUGCUUAAAAAAACAUGUUUUUUUCUAAAAAAUUCUCAAAAACCUAAAUUACAUACUCCACAUUGUUGCGUUUAUAAAUCUAAAACAUCGGGCAAUUGUAUACAUUACUUCUAAGCAGAACAGGUAAGCGCCGGCAACACUUAUAAUGGUACCUGAUUGAAUCGAACCCGGAGCGGUAGCACCUACAUCAUUGAGGAUUAAAGGCGAAAAUGCCCUCUAGCCAAACAAAUCAAGCAAACGAUUUCUUAAAAGCAGAUAUUCAGGAUGAUCAUCCUUCGGAUAUUGUCGAUGAGGAACAAGUUCAGCUGUCCCUGGACCCCAAGUUUCAGGUUCUGUUGGCGCAAAUGUCACGAGAAUCCGGAUGUUGGGGUAAAUUUUUUCCGAUGCCUUUCGAGAGGGCGUCCCAAAAGUCCUGGUGGGACCCCACCUUCGACUCUGAAAUACUCGAAGACCAGUACAAAAAGAGCGCGUUCAAUCACAAUAGGUUUAAAUUCAGGUAUGCAGUAUGGUAUACAAUCUGCAUAGCCGCCAUCUGGUUGACGUACGUCUUACUUCAAGGACUACUUACGGAAUUCAAAAACUUCUCUAUCAAAUACAUACUCUUUUUCAUACUCCUACUAUACAACAUACUUGUUCUAUUACUUACUUACACUAAGAUAUUUCAACUUCACAUGCAGACCAUCUCGUUGUCUUACGCGUUGAGUUCGGUCGCAUUCUCCUUAGUAUUUCUUAUCAUCUCCCAACGAGGACUAUUUUGUCACUCUACACAACUGUUGAUAUUAAUUUACACUUUGAUACCCCUAAAGCUUUAUAUGGCCUUAACUUUAGCUAUAAUUUACUCGGUGUCCUUCGAGUGUUUAACCAGCGUCGUCUAUACAUCGAUGCCGGACAUGGAGGAGACCGUCUUGACUAUUUUUACAAAGAUAUUAUCCCAUAUUGCCAUUCAUCUAAUCGGGUUGCACAUUUAUUUGAUGAGCAAUAUACGAAUGCGGCAAACUUUCAUGAAGGUCGGCCAAAGUUUGCUGGUGAGGAGGCAGCUGGAAUUAGAGAAAAGACUGAAAGAGAACAUGAUACACUCACUGAUGCCACCUAGUGUAGCCUAUUGGUUAUUAAACGAGGAUGAGAGUUUUAACAGGAGACCGUCCGCAGAAUCGGAAAACAACGACCUACGAUCCCUCUUCAGGCCGUUCAACAUGGACACAAUGAACGACGUGAGCAUCCUGUUCGCGGACAUCGUCGGCUUCACCAAGAUGUCGAGCAACAAAACCGCCGAAGAACUGGUCGACAUCUUAAAUAAUCUCUUUCAAAGGUUCGACGAUUUGUGUAAGAAUCAUUUUUGCGAGAAAAUCUCCACUUUGGGGGAUUGUUAUUAUUGCGUAUCCGGUUGUCCGAAACCGCGUCCGGAUCACGCCAAAUGCUGCGUAGAGAUGGGAUUGAGCAUGAUCCAAGCUAUUAAGCAGUUCGAUCAAGAGAGACACGAGGGUAUUAAUAUGAGAGUGGGCAUACACACUGGCACGGUGUUAUGUGGCAUCGUCGGUACCAAGAGGUUUAAGUUUGACGUGUGGAGUAACGACGUUACUUUGGCGAAUAAAAUGGAAAGCACCGGCAAACCUGGAAUGGUACACAUUUCGGAGAAGACCAGUACGUUUUUAAACAACGAAUAUUUGUUAGAGGAAGGCGAAUGUGUUUCUGGUCUGAAAACGUUUUUCAUCCUCGGAAGAAAGACUGACCACUGCCCGUCGUACCAGGGCAGCAUCCGGUCCGAAGGCAGGCAAAAGUACGCGAACUCACUCCAAUUGUUCGUGUCGCCGCCGCCAUCUGCCGCUUCCCUUUCGCCCCACUCGAGACCUCGAGUACUCUCCUGUGAUACUUCCCACAUAAGCAAAUCGAACCAGAAUAAAAACUUUUUAUCACCCGACUCUUGUAUUGUUAAAGCGAGCAGUCUGCCUAGUAUCUUAGAUUCCGAAAAUGAGCAAGACCCCCCGGACGGUUCAAACGUAGAAAGCAUCAAAACGCCUACGUCAACGGCCAGUUCCGGGAAAUAUUCGAUGAAAAUCAGAAAUUGGAAGAUACCGAAAUUUAUGCGGAAAACGAGCACCACCUGUGACGGCAAGCCUGAAAUCGACGUCGACUUUGCUUCUGGGGUGACGGACGCUAGCGAAGAAGGAUAUCAGCAAGUUCCAACGAUAAUCGAAACCGGUGCCUUAAACGGAAAAAAGGACUCACUAGCAACGCUUACAUCGAAAUACGAAGACUAUCCCGCCUGUAAAGAGACCAUCGACAUAAAAUCGUACAUCAGCCAUUCGCGAAGCGACAUUGGAGCCUUCGACUACUCGCACACGCCAGAAUUCGUCAGAGGAGGUAGCUAUAGAUGCAACUUUGGAAGAUCUUUUAACGGCGAUUUGUUCCAGUUAAAUCGAUCGGGCAGCAGCAGAUCUAGGAGAGGAAGGUCUCCUAAUUUGGAUAUUUUGGAACCGCUGGAAAGGGCUAGAAGUGCAACCGUGACAGUGAGCAAUAUUGCCAGACCUAAGCGUUCAUUUGACAUACCGAGCAGACUUUCUAGUAUAGCGAUGCUGGAUGAAAAUUCCGUUCCCAGCAGGAAGGAUUCUGGAAUUAGGAGCAAUAGUAGGAGGAGCAGUUUACAGAUGGACAACCGACUACUCAGCCAAGAACGUCUCCAGCACCGCGUCUCCGGCUACUACACCUCGAGCCUUAGCUCGAUGAAUUCCACCCAAGUAUCGAAAACAGUGAACUCGUCCCACGGACCGUUUUUCGAUAAAUACGGAACCUGCAUACAAAACUUACGGAAACAAUCCGACCGUCAGUUGAUCAAGUGCGUACAGGACAACUCCAAGUCGCAAGGGUCUUAUUUUAUAAAACCACCGAUAUCGCAGAUGAGUUUAUUUUUCAAAGAUAAAGUGAUGGAACUCGAUUAUCGAGCGAACGUGCACCGGAUCCAUACGAAUUUCGAAAUCGAUACCCUGGCUAAUUCAAGGUUUAACACUUUCCUCGAUAUAUUCGUAUCGAUUUUUGUGUUUUUAAUCGUUUCUAUUACUCUCGCGUUUAUUUAUGGCAUUAACGCGGCCUGGUUGAGCACCUUUAUUGCCUGCUCUAUACUGCAAAGUUUAAAUUUAGGGAUUUGCGUUAUACCAAUUGUGCGUUGGACCGAUAAGGUUUGUUGCUGCGGCAGAUUUUACCGCUGGAACGCUUUUGGGGCCGUUUUAGUCAGUUUACCUUUAUUUUCCGUGCUUGUUAAUUUCGCCUCGGAUAUCCAAAUAAACCAGUAUGAACUUUACAUGUACACUUACCCAUUGUUCGUGGGGUUACUGCAUUUUUGUAAUUUCACCCAAUUAAACUCCUGGAUGAAGAGCGUUAUCGGGUUAGUCCUGAGCGUUUCCUGGGGCAUUUUGUUUCUUAUAAAGCGCUGUACUGGUCAUAUAUUUGAUUCACCGGUUCACCAUAAUGCAACCGUGGGACCCCCAUUUGCGGCCUCAGAUUUAUACAACUCAACGACGAAUUCAACGAAUUAUGUUACCGAGACAAAUUGUUAUUUGAACAAUUUGGAUAUGAUCGUGAAUCUUUUUUUAUUGUUGCUCCUCGUGUGGUUGCUUAACAGGGAGUUUGAGAUAACUUACAGGCUCAGUUUUCAUACGAACUAUAUCGCUCACAGGGAUAAAAGUUUUGUGCAAAAACUGAAAAAUCAAGCGGAUUAUUUAAUUUAUAAUAUAGUGCCAGAGUAUGUGGCUGAACAACUGAAACGCGAAGCAAAAUAUUCGGAAAACUUUAAAGAUGUCGGUAUCAUAUUCGCCAGUAUAGUGAACUUCAACGAAAUGUACGACGAGAGUUUCGAAGGGGGUAGAGAGUACUUAAGGGUACUGAACGAGCUGAUCGGGGAUUUCGAUGAGCUACUUUAUAGGAAAGAGUUUAAAUGCGUGGAAAAGAUCAAGACGAUCGGUUCAACUUUUAUGGCUGCCAGUGGGUUAAACUCGCAAAUGCGCAGUUUACAGCAGGACCCCAACGAACAUCUUUACGUCCUAAUGGAUUUCGCUAUUGAAAUGCAACGGGUCGUUGAGAAUUUCAACAGGGAUUUGUUGGAAUUCAACUUAAUUAUCCGGAUAGGAUACAAUUUCGGGGACGUAACGGCCGCCGUAAUAGGAAACACCAAACUGUAUUACGACAUCUGGGGAGACGCGGUUAAUAUCGCUUCCAGAAUGGACAGUACGGGUGUGAACGGAAGAAUCCAAGUGGGAGAGCAUUGCUUGCCUGUUUUAGAAAAUAAAUUUAAUUUUGAGCCGAGAGGAUCGAUUUACGUCAAAGGCAAGGAUAACAUGAACGUUUAUCUUAUUAAAGAGCGAAAAGACGUGAGGAAUCCUGAGUUACUAAAUGUCCCCAACAGCUAAUGUUAUAUGAGGAAAAAGAUGCGAGAAAACAAUUUAUUUGGCCUAAGAUUAGGCUUAAGGCGAAGAGUUUGUGGACUCUUGACGUAGAAAAGAUAUUAUAUAAUAAAUGUUGUACCUACCGUCCUCUAGAAGAGUAUAUAGAGUUAAAAGUUGCUUGUAUAUUGACGAGGAUGCUGUGUGACCUUAUCAUUUAUUUUAAAAGCCGAAUAUAUCGACAGGCAAAGAGGUUCAUUUGCAAAAUUAGAGCAAAAUAAAAUGUUUAGUAGUGUUCAGGCUCUCCCAAAGGUUGAUCUGAUUGACCAUUGAAGUAAAUACAAAAUGUUACAUAAUUAUAUAGGGUGACCAUUUAGUACUACCUUUCUGCAUUGUGGCUGUAUUUUUGAAGCAAAAAAAUUCCAUUUUAAAAUUAUUUCAUAAAAGGCGUGGCAGAAGAAUUGUAUCUUUUUAAAUGAAACAUCCUAUAUAAUAUUUGAUUUUCUAAUGAUGCGUGAAAUUUUAAACAAUUUGAUGUAUUACGUGUUGUACUUUAAUCAAGUAGUUUUUGAAUUAGAGACAGUUGAAAAUCGACUUUUUCAACUUUAAGAGGCCAUAACUAUUCGUUAUAGGAAAAAAUCUUUUUCACAUUCCUAUCCUAACUUUUUUAAGAUCAAUCUCAUGACAUACAUUUUUAGCUACGUUAGCCGUCAAAUUUUUUUGACAUUUUAAGAAAAAACAAAGACAUGUGACAGUAGAUUUUUUUCCUUGUAUUAAACAUAUCUUAAAAAGUUAAGAUAUGACAUGUAGUUAGCCUCUGAAGUUGAAGAAAACCAAAUUUCAAUUGUCUCCAAUUCAAAAACUACUUGAUUAAAGUAUGAGAUGCAUGACGUCAAAUUUUUAGAAUUUUACAAUCUAAACAUUAAAUAAUAUAUAAAGUAUUCCAUUUAAAAAACAUAAAUUUCUACUGCCACGUCUUUUGCGAACACCCUGUAUGAGUCAAAACAAUUUUAAAAUCUAGCUUUUUUCACCCUCUAUACACAAAAAAAUGAUUUUUUUUUGCUUAAAAAAUGCAGCCACAAUGGAGAAAGGGAGUCCUAAAUGGACACGCUGUAUAUAGUUACACGUGUUUCACUUGAUUUAAAGGCAUUGUCAAACGUGUAAUAAUAAUUGAACAAAAAAUGAAAAUUCGAGUUGUAAAAAAAACAUCAAACUACCGUAUAAAGUACAACAUAUGUUAGGGUUUUUACAUUUGCACGUUUACCUACAGGGGUUACUAUAAGUAUUAGAAAAAAACUUACAAUAAGAUUUCAAAUCAAAAAUGCCCAUCGUAAAAUCAAAAAAACACAGCACUUUUAUUAAUGGAACGCCCUGUAUAUUUUCUUUGCACCAAAAAGAAACAUGAUUUCCAAAAUAUAUAGGAAAAUACAUUAUAUAAUACAUCCUAUUUAAGAAAAAGAGAAACGGUUCUCACUUUUUUAUUUUAAGUAGUCUUCGUUACUUUCAAUGGGACACUAUAUCGUGCAAGAAAACCCCUGUAAGUCCUAAAACUAAACCGUGAAAAGAAGUAUCAAGUGUUUUAUAAAAUCCAUUUUUAUCUUUAGGGUUUCUUGAAUUCCUUUUUUUUAACGAGUGACAUCCUUUUCUGGUUGUUUAGGUUAAAUAAAAAACAUUUUUAAAAGAAAUUGUUCAUUAGCAUUUUUGUAUAAUAAUCGGACUUAACCCUUUCUAUCCCGGGCCUUAAUUUGCAUAUUGGUCCCUCAAUCCCAAAGGUUUUUCCAUGCUUAAAGUCCCAUUGCUUUAUAUAUACGUCGCAUAUAAAUAAACAAAUAAAUGACCAAACAACGUUUUUUUAAUGAGCUUUUUUUAACAAACUUAAACGGUUUCUUUUCAAAAGUACUCAGAGAGCAGAAACAACUUAAAAAAUGUAACUAACUUAAAAAAAAUGUUAUGUAAAUUAACAUUAAAAGUUUUCUUUUGUGUGGUACGCCUCAAAACAUGGCACUAUACAAAGGCCGACUCCACAUCUUGCACACAUGUACCUCGAUUCGCUUCUUUUUUUCUGGUCUUUUCUGUGGCUACAAACGACACAUCGCUUCACUUUCUUAUCAGGAACUGAACUAGGAAAAUGUCGCCCUUUGAGGAUUCUUGAUUAAAGGGUUUAUAUUUCUGUUUUUUUCAUGUUUAUGUCUGAAACAAGAUGAAGAAAUAAGUGCACAAUAAAAAAAAAUUAUUACAAACUUACCUAUCAAAAAGUGCCCCUAUAAUGGUAAGUUGAUAAUCUGCAAGAGGUAGCCUUUCUGAAGAUUGGGUCAAAUAGAGUGCAUGUGCGCUAAGAAGAGACAGAUCAACCAUGUGGAAAAAUAGCUUUUUAUACCAUUUUGUGGUCUUUCUUACACAUUCCGUGGAGCUCAACAUCAUAUCUGAUCGAUCUAUUGCAUCCAUAUUUUCGUUGUAAUUUAUAACAACCGCUGGUUUUUGUAUGGACUUUUUGGUCUUGAAAUCUUCUUUGUCUUACGUUACCAUGCGAUCUUUAUGAAAAGUAAUCAGCAUCAUAACAUCACGCCUAUCCUUCCAUUUCACGCAAAGCAGAUUUUCGGCACACAUCGAGAUAGAUUCGCCUUUAGAUAAUUUUUGAAUUAAAUUGGGUAGGUAUGUACACAAAGUAGGGCUAGUUUACCAGUUGUCUGUAUACAGGUUAUGGCCUUUAUUCAAAUAUGGUUCUAUAAGAUUUGCUACUACUGAGCCUGAUAUUCCAAGAUCUUGGAACAGAUUUAUAUCUGUCGAUUUUCCAGUAUAGACAAUAACACCUAAUACAUAUCCUGUCUCGCAGUCACAUAUUAGAAAAAGUUUUAUUCCAAAACGAUGGCGUUUGGUCUUUAUAUACUCCUUAAAUCUCAAACGCUCCUUGAAAAGAACUAAGCUCUCGUCAAUAGCAAGAUUUUUAAAUGGAGUGAAGUACUUUUGGAACUGUUUUGUAAUUUUAUUGAGCAGUGUUCGCAGUUUGUGAAAAGAAUCAUCUUUUUUUUGCUCAGCAUUAUCUGAAAAGUGUAGCAUGCCAAGGAUUGCUUGGAAACGAUUCCUUGACAUUAUUUCGGAAAAUAUUGGUGUAUGAAGCAACUUAUCAGUUGACCAGUUUUCCUUUACUCUAUUUUUUCCAUGUCAUGAGGCUAGGAACAUAACACCCAAAAACACGUAAAAUUCGUUGAUAUCAGUUUCGCGCCAUUUACUAUUUUUAUUUGCAUAAACCUCGGAAGCAUAUUUGUUGGUUUCAGAGACAAUAAUCUCAACUAUAUCUGAGUCCAUAAAUAAAAGAAAAUAACUUAAAGCAUCUGACUUAUUUUCUAUGGAGUCCAAGUGUGCGCCGGUCUCUCUAUCAUCAAAAUCAUGCACUACGGGAAUAAACGGAGUUGUAUUCCAUUUCAGAACCAAAUUUUGUUUUAGGGCCAAAUUAUCUUGAAUCUCUUCAGGUGACUUAUUAUUUGUGUUUCUGUUUUCACCAUCAACGGGAUUUUCUUCGUCAGAUAACUCAUUAUUGCUAUUUUCGACCUCAUCAAAUAUAACUUCAUUUAUCUCGUCAUCUUCAUCCGAAUCGGGAUAAUACUCACUGCCACUAGAAACAUAUGGCUCUUUAUCGGAGUCUAAAAUCUCCAACAUAUCGUCCUGUCCACCAUAUAUUCCUGUUUUGAUAGCCCACAAAAGUCUCCACACUCAUCAUACCUUUUAUGUUUAGAACCUUUACUCAUAUUACGCGCGCGAUUGCGACUGUUGUGCCCGAAAUUAUUUUUAAAAUUGAAUUCUCAACACGCGAAAUGGUUCAACCGACCUGCAGCUUCACCUUCGAACUAUGCAUGUAACAACGUUGCCACCAGUGCUAAAAUAUAGCAUAUCUAAAAUAAGUGAACAAAUAUAUAUACGGCAGUGGGUUCGCAUGACCUGUCUUAGGUGCCAACAUUUUGCGGCUUUGGGAACAAUAACCUAACAUUUUCGGACAUAUUUCUACGGCAUUGGGACACCAAUGGGUCUAAAAUUUUAUAAGCAACGCAUAUUUUCGGCUUUGGUAAAUUGAGACCAUAACACCUUAAACGUAUAUAUACGGCGGCUGGGACUACAGACCCACUUUUUAAAAAACAUAUAUAUACGGCGUUGGGACAGAAAGGGUUAAUAGAUUUUCUCUGACAAAUUAAUUUCAUUUUCUGAAUUUAUCGGAUUUUUCUUACACUAGAGGCACAAUUUCAAAAGACUUUCACUUUUUUCUUUGUGCUUAUCGGUAAUAAACCUUUAUAUAGUGUGGGUAAUGUUUCUAGAAUUGCUGGUGGCCUACCUUUUCCCCUUUAUUUUUCUAGCUUUAAAAUUGCUGCAAUGUUCGUAUUUGAUUCGAUAAUAUCGGGAAGCAUUUUCGAAUACCGUAAACUUUAAGCGGCCAAUUAACUGUUUUCCCUUCAAUAUCUUUAUAUCUGUUUUUAAUCAGCAAUUAUAGGAAUGACCGCUCUCCAAAAAUGUAUGUUCAAUUAUCUUGAUACGGAUGACAUGUACUAAAUAAAACAAUUAUUUGAGAAUCUGUAACACGCACUGCAAGUCAAAUGUUACUGAGCAAAAACUUUUUUCCUUUUGUAUCCCUAUCUCGAUCUUUAUUUUUGUCUGCAUAGUACUCUUCUUUUCUUCCUAGAUGACUCAGAUAACUUUCUUUAUUUUCGUGUUUUUCGUCUUGCUGUUUUUCUCGCAUAUCUGGCAGAGAUCCUUUUUAGGUUUAAAGAAGGAUAAAGUAUAGAAUUUUCAAAAAAUUCGUUUAUAAAGUAAUAAAUGAGACAGCUUGGUUAUUUUCUUGCUCACAUUUAUCUUUAUAUGAAGAAUACAUCUUUGAUAUUGACACUUUUUUGAUGAUUUUCGUAUGCGAUGGGAUUCAUUUGUCGGGAAACUUGCAAUCUCAAUGUGCAAUUUCACGUCGGUAACAACACUGUCAGGAGUUUUGUUUCCAGUGUUCAAGUUCCUUUAUGUGCACAGCACCUUUAAUUUAUUUUUAUUUUUUUUUUCCAAAAUAAUAUUGCUUUGAAUCUUUUCGUGGUGGUCUAUUGUUGUUCCUAUAUCAAUAAAAUCAAAAGAAAAUUCUUUUAUCUUUGAAACUCAUUCAACAACUUUCACAUAUUACGUUUCUCUUUUUAACAGGAAAACUUCUGGCAUUAUUUGUACCCACAUUUUUGAUAAUUUAUGGGUUUUGGUUGCUUAGCUGGUCGCUGCUUCUUAUUUAUUUUAUAGUCUAGGCAUAAAAUCACUUCAUAUUUCUUUGCCACACUAUACCUCCAAGUUUCUGGAUGACUUGUCUCCCAUCUGCUUUCAAAUUUAGUAGACAACAAUUUAAAAAUUAAAGUAUUUUCAUUAUUAUAUUAGCCAUUUAAAAUCAUAAUACUUACUGCGGGAUCCGUGUCUUCUAAAACAGUUAUACAGGGUGUCCGGAAGCUAGAUGCAAUCCUUUAAGGGGGUGAUAGCUGACUUAAUUUCAAAAAUUUUAAGCUUUAUAUGUGUAGGUCGAAAUUUGUUUAUAAAUUUUUUAUGGCAAUUUUUGCAUUUUUCUCAAGAAAUACCAAAAUUUCACACUUAAACGGUAAUAGAGCGCAAGUUCUGUUAGUAUCGGAGUUUUAAAGUUUAUUUUGUUUUGUCUAAUGUAUAUUAAUAAAAAUACGAUCAAUUCCAAGGUUCUGUGUAAACUUAUAGAAAAAAUAGAGACAUUGAAACGACCUUUAUUUUUAGAUAUCACUCAUGCCGAUGCCUGGCCAAUUCUCAGAAUUAUGGCCUCUUUUGUGCGGCAGGUCAUGUAAACAAAAAUUAUUAGACUGAGACCUCUCAUAAGCUUACUAAGCAUUAGACCCCCAUUGUGGGGUUAUUUUAGGUUUUAAUGUUAAAUAAAACACAAUUUUGUUUAAACUAUUUAUUGUUCAUGUUCAAAAUGCAAUCCAUUAUUUCUAAUACAGGCACGAGCCCUUUUUGUUACUUCGGUGGUGGUUACUCUUAUGGUCAUAUCUUCUUUCAUCCUGUCAAAUGCUUCAUUUAUUUUGCGAAUCAACUCUUCUCUUGUUCUUAUUUCGGUGGUGUAUACAAGCUCCUUUGCCCGGCCCCAUAUGAAAAAAUCCAAUGGAUUUAGGUCAGGCGAUCGAGGAGGCCAAGGAAAGGUUCCGUCUCUACCGAUCUAACCGUCCGGAAAACAGUCGUCUAAGUAAUUCCUGACAGCCAAGGACCAAUGCACUGGACAACCAUCUUGCUGAAAGAUUAUUGGUCCAGCUUCGCCUAGAAGAACGGGGAUAUCAUUUUGUAGAAAAUCUAAAUAGUUGGCACCAUUUAAAUUCUCUGGUAGAAAAUGUGGCCCAAUAAUAGUCCUGCCUAUUACUCCGGCCCACACAUUGACCGAAAAUCUGUUCUGAAAUGAUUUUUGUUUUUUCCAGUACUGAUUUGCAUCUUUGGCAGCCCAUUCGUGGAGGUUGUGGGAGUUGGUAAUACCCUCCCUGGAAAAAUUAACAUUCCGAUUAAACUGCCUGGGUUCUAAUACCUUUACAUUAUUUGGUAGGGCAUUAAAACAGAUUAUGUAAAAUUAUAUUAGGGUGGGGAACGUUAUAAAAUAUUGCCGACACAAUAACCCAAAAUUCUCACACGCCCUCUCUGCAAUCCAAAACUCUUCUUAGCAUGAGGUUUAUGUCCCCAAUUUAAUACUUCAUACGACAUAUUAGAAGAAAACUACUCAUAGUAAUCGAGGAGAGGCCAUUUAAAUUUGUGUUGGAAAAAUGUUUCGAAUACUUAUGGAAGUCCAAUAGGUUUAAGUGCAAAUAUAAAAAAUACCGCAGUACAUACAAUUCUGGUACAAAAUGUGUACUUUACAGGUUUAUUACUGAAGUUUCUACAACAUACCAUUCUAUUACCACUAAAAAAGAGAGUCAAUAAUAAAGUUUGUUAAUGCAAAUUACAAUUUGGAUAAUAUACUUAAAAGUAGCAUAAAUUUGGGUCUAUAAUCUACAAAAAAAAAGUUACUGUAGGAUUAAUCCCUUAUUAGACCCCCUAAACGAAUUAAAGUACAAAACUUUUAUUCCGAGCGGAAGCGGCUUUUUUAAACAGUUUUAUCUAAGACGAGUUCCACUGAAGAACAAACCCUGGUUUUACAUUUAAAAUAUACAGUGAUUUUAUAGUGUACAUUUUACAUACUACGACUCUUUGGGAAUCAACUACCAAAGGCACAUUUAUCGUAAUUCUCUUUAGGAUUAAUUUACUGGCUACUAAUUAAUAUUUCAUAUACCUUGACUCCUUCUCAUCUACCUUUUUUUUAUGGAAAGUUCUUUCGAUUUUAGGCCAAAUUGUGCUUGUAUAACGCCCUUUAAAAAAAAAUUACUAUACUCUACAGUUUGGCCCCUCAUGAUAACUGUGAUAGCUUGUUUUGUUGCAUUUUCAAAUUAUUAUUUAUUUUGUAUUUAGCUAACACUACAGAUUGUAUUGCUUAAGAUAUAAGCAGAUUAGAGUCAACGGGCUUUAUCAGAAUUUAUCGCAUUUUGUUUUUAUUUGUUAGCGAUUAUAUACAUAUUUUUUUAAAUCUAGUUUUUUUUUAAUCCUUUUUUGCUUAAUUAAAACUUACUUUUACAAUAAGUUUGAACGUAGUUGGCAAAAUGCUUUUUUUUGUUGUCAUUUGGAGGGUGACUAUCAUAUUUCAAAUAACCCUCGCUUAUACAGGGUGAUUUAUAUAAGCCUAGACAAGUGAAAUUUAUUGUAGCAAACAAGUGUGAUGUAGGCUUUUCAAAACACUUUGGCAUAGAACUAAGAGCCGAAACGACCUUAUUAAAACACCCCGUAUAUAAAGGAUCAUAAUUUUCAAUUUAUUAAAUCUAUUGCAAUUUAAUAUUAUUAUUAUUAUUAUUAUUUAGGCUAACAAAGUGUAACCGGCGCACCAAUUUUACUUUGUUCACACUUUUGGGACCAAGCGACUUAAGUAAAAUCUAUUUUGUUAUGACGAUUUUUUUUCUAUUUUUUUAUUUCUAUUUUGUUAUGAAAAUUUAUUCAGGUAUUUAGAAGAGUUAUGAAGUUAAAUCUUUAACGAGACUUUUCGUUAUAUUCAAUUAAAUCUAAGUUCAGUGAUUCUUAAAUUCAAUAAUUUACUUGAGAUUUAAUAGAUUUUUUUAUAUAUCCAGAAGCCGAGGUUUUACCUAUCGACAUCCUACCUAGCUUUAUAUUUUACUACUUAUUUAUUGAAUAAGAAAAUCUAAUUUAAACCAAGGUUUCGGUAGUUAAACCUACUAUCGUUAUCAAAGUAAAUAAAAUUAAGUAUUAUUCUUGUAUCUCUUUGAUGCUUCCUCAAUCAAAGGCUUUUUUUAACUAGUCGAUUAUCUAAUGAAACGUUGGUUCAAAUUAGGUUUUCUUAUUCAAUAAAAAGGCAUACGGAAAAAAAUGUUAAUACAGUGGUGAACAACAGUACGCAAACAAAAAAACGACUACUUAUUCAAUUAUUCUUUUUUUUUUAAUAAUUGCUUGGCAUCGCCUUCGAUUUUAUUCCAUUCUUUCUGCAAAUCUUGUAUGUCUAGUACUAAAUCACAACCCUUAUAUAUAUUCAAUGGGGUUUAAAUCUGGAGAUUGGGAUGGCUGCUUAGAUCAAGAAAAACAUCCCCCCAUUAGAUUAAAAUUUACUUUUAUCAUGCCACUGAAGAAUAUUUCAUCUUUCUUGAGAUACUUUAUUUUUUUUUAAUAUUAGCAGCAAGUCUUCCAUAGAGGCCUUCAUCAAGUUGAUCGUUUCUUACGGUACUGCUUGUCACGUUAAUACACUUGAUGUCAAUCGUUUUUUAUCAUUACCAUCAUCUAACUCAAUGGAGUUAUUCGCUAUUUGACUUAAUUUCUCUUUUGGAAGAAGAUAUUUCCACUUUAUCUUGUAUAUGGUCUUUGUAGACAUUUGAAUCAUCAAAGGCAAGAAAAUUGUUAUCUGGUAAUCCCGGAACACCUUGAUUGGGGUAGGUAUUUUCUGGAUGAGAUUUAUCAUUAAUGCCAGGUUCUUUACUCGACUCACACAUGAACAAUUAAAAAAGAUGUGCUACCUUUUUCUGCUCGUAUUAAUGUUUAAAUUGCGCAUGUACUAUCACGCUGUCGGAUCUUAUAUUGCUCAUAUCACACACAAAUUUUCUUCCUGUACCAAAAGCGUCACAACACAGUCUUAUGAAAACAGUUUUAUUUCUGUUAAAUUUCGUACCUUCCAGAAUGUAUUUUUUUUUUAAUAUAUAGAAAUUGAAAAUACUAUAAUAUAUAUUAUACUAUAUAUAAAUCAAUAGGAAAUUGAUAUUAAUUAAUAUGCGGUAGCUUUAAUUGUAAUACCAGCUUGUUCCUAAUAAUUUAAUAAUUUAUUUCGAUUAGACGUAGCUAAACUAAAUCAUAUAGUGAGAUAUAUUAUUGUCCUUACUUAAGGCGGAUAUAUUUAAAUGUUCGGGUCCAAACGUAUUUAUAUUAUUUUGGCAUUGGGUUAACAUAUUUAAGGCCAAAGUGGCCUUAAAAAUAUUAGUCAAGUACACAAAAUGAAGUAGCAUAGAACUUAGCUACCUAUAGCGGCUUUUGAUAGCAGAAUAUAUCAUAUUUUCUAUUUUCAAUAAACAAGGAUGUUUCUUAUUAAAACAGUAAAAAAAGUUGAUAUUUCAUAUUACGUUACCACUUGUAUCAUUUAUCGAAUGUAUUAUAUAUAAAAUGUUACUGUUUAUUUGUUGAACUGUACAAUCUGAAUAUUAUAUUAAGUUUUAUUUAAGACUCUUUUAAAUGCAAUAAAGAUUCUACAAAAAGGGCACAUUUAUUAUCAUUUUCGAAGCCAAAAAAAUGGAUAAUAAACAGCAUCUCGAUCUCAGUAUUUAGAAAUAAUAGAUUUAGUCUAGUGGAUAACGAAAUUAUGGUAACAGUAAAUGUGACUUUUUGUAAUUCAAUCAACGAGCAAAUCAUUUUUCUAUAGGUUAUGUCGUUAGUAAUUGAAUCACUUAUUUGAAAAACACCUUUAGUCACGAAAAGCAAGUUUCUGUGAAAUCAACUGUAUAAUUUACCCGAAUUUAUUAAAAUCAUAAGUAAAUUCGAUAUUAUAAAAUUGGAUGUAUUUUUUACCUAUCUAUUUAUUUAAACACAGACAUUCUGUUUUUUUUGUUUAACUUAAAAAAAUGUAUAUUAUAUUAUUUUCUAAUCUUCAUAUUCCUUUGUAGCCAAUAUAAACCAGAGUCAAUAAUUUUUAAAUAAAAAAAAAUGGUGGGUAAAAUCCAUUGAAAAAGGAAGAGACUAUAACGAAAUGAAACGAAAAAUACUUUCUGUCAAUCUGAGGUAGGGAACUGGAAGGGGGUGAGUUUUUAAGCAUAAAAACGAUUCAUCUCUAAUUCCGGAAAAAUUACAUAAAGUCCUUUGGGAAAAACUUAAAUUGCAAAGUAGGUGAUAAAAAGAUCUACAGUUUUUGUAUUUACACAUUGUUCACAUAACCUCAAAAUUUACGUGAAGAAUGCAAAUAAUCGAUAUAAAUCGAAUAAAUAAGUUUUUAGUUUUUAUCUUUUACAAAAAAAAGUACACCUUUGGAAAAGUUUCUUCAUUAGUCAAUUGAGGCGUUAAGAAUCAUAGAGGCCUAACCCCAAAAUAGAAGAAAUGAGUAAGUCAAGUGUAAAAAUCGGUUCCUUUUCAAUGGUGGCUUUUGUAAAAAUUUUAAGUUUAUUAUCAAUCUAUUAAUAUUUUAUCAAAAAGAUGAUUUUUAUGUGGGUUAGGCAACUUAUUAGGGAUUCCGUUUUGCCAUACUUGCCAAUCUUUGAGUUUGAAAAUUGGUGUCUAGUACCAUUCGAAAGUUUAAUCCAUUGCAUUUGCAUCCAUUCCACCUUAGAACCAUCUGAAGUAAUUUUUCUAUUAGUAAUAGCAUCCUCCAGUUUCUUGAAAAAAAAAUAAUUUUUUGUCAUUUUAACUGCUUGGAAUGGCUUUUGUUUUCGUGCAGAUCUUUAUGAAACUUCUUUCAUUUUUCUACAAUUCCGAAUUCCUCGAUCACAGGAAGGAUAUGAGUGGCUUGACACUAAAAACUUCUAAUUAAUUGCGUUGAACUUGUCAUGAAGUCGCAAAUUAUGGUCCAUCUUAAUGUUGCGAUUUUGGCCGCAACAUUGAUCACUAUACAUGAAGUUUUCUUUCCGACACAGAAUUUUUGCAAUAGCGGAUAACACAAGGACCAAUCUCUUGAGAAGAAGCCCCGAUUAGAAGCAACCGAUUCAUUCCAGACAUACAUUACCACAGUCUUAGCAGCUAAAUCAUGGAUCCCUUAAACAAAAAAACACUUUAAAAAUAAAUUGUGUUCUAUUAUUAAUUUAGCGAUAAGCUAAUUUACCUACACAAUAUGUCCAGUGGACAAAGUCUUCAUCAAGUCAAAUGUAAUAGUGACUGUUUCAUUUCUCGCUAAUUUUUGAAACUGUAGCUCUUGUUGUGCUUCCAGGUUCUUUAUUUCUUCGUCUCUACUAAUUUUAAAUUUAUUAUUUAAUUGUUAGCAUUGAAAAUAUUUCUAAAUACAUGAUUGCUGACAGGAGACGCUUACUAUUUUUUAUAUAGAUUGCACAAUAUUUGUAUAUUUAAAUAGGGAGCCAAAUAUUUUCUGCCGGUCUUCGUUCUGGAAUAAUGGGAUUUAAAAACAGGAAAUUUUUCCAUAAAUUCCUUAACUUCUUGAACCUUUGGAUCAGGCGUUUUCUUAGCAUAAGGAUUACUUCUUCGUUGAUUUAUUGGAGGAAUUCUCUCUGACUUUUUAAGCAGAACUCUUGAUAAUCUGCAAUCCGAACUCUUUGCAAACUUUCACGUAAAACUUCCAUUUUCAUUUGGUAAUUUAUAAACUCUCAUACUUUGCCUGCUCUGUUAAUUUUCCGUGUAUACCCUAUUUUUUUGUACAUCCACUGGUCAAAUUAUAUAUGAUGAUUGCAAGUCUAAAUUUGCCAAAUUAUAAAAACGUUCUUUAAUUUUUUCAGGGCAGUUAUUAAUGCAUUUACAAAUAGGAUCAUGAACCACUUUUGCAGUAAUAUUUUGCGUCCUUGCAUUACUACAAUCAUUUCCUGAUGCUGUUUUAAAUUUCCGAGAAUUAGAUUUCCAAAUUUUCUCCAUUCAUAUCCGUUUUUUGCCUUUUAGAUCAGAAAUAUCCGAGAAAGUAUCUAAAAUAAACAAACGUGCCUAGUAUUGUAACUUUUGCCGUCUAAACCUAAUCUCACCUAACCUAAAUUGUUACUUUAAGCAGAAGAGGGCAUUUAAAAAAAUAAUAAUGUACUUAUAUGUACAUUUGUAAUUUACGUAAUAAAAUGAAGCUUACUUUGACUCUGCAUAGUUUAAACACUUAUUUUUUGACACAAAAAUACUAGUUUUAAUUUCACGAUAACAAGCACGUUUUAACCUAAACGCACGUAAAUAAAUGAUAAUCUUAACAUAAUAGUGGCCUAACCCACGAUGUAAAACUUGUGGCCACAUCCCCACAUACAAACUAAAUAAAAAAAAUGGCCUAACCGAUAUAACCGCUUAGGCCAUUUUUUUUAUCGAAUCUUUGGGUAUUCGGGAAUUAUUUUCUAUGUUUAUCUAAAUUUCGAUUUUUUGUGGAUUAGGCCACUCUAAUUCUUAACGCCUCAAUUGUGGCGUUCCUCUUUCAAAAGUAGCAAACAUAUGGAUGAAUGUACUAAUAGGCCCCAAUAUGGCCGAAACCAUGACUUAUGGUUUUUCUCACAUAAGUGAUUCAAUAAUUUUUAAUCUAAAAGUGCCUUUUCUUGUUUAAUUUCUUUUUGUUAUGGUGUAUGUUAUGUGUCCGUCCCCUCUUUUCUGUACCGAUGUCUAAAUUAAAAAAAACAAUACAUAAAAGCUGU